Molecule: messenger RNA, 1156 nt
Organism: Nezara viridula (southern green stink bug)
Lineage: Eukaryota; Metazoa; Arthropoda; Insecta; Hemiptera; Pentatomidae
Source: the annotation of a GenBank genome assembly
CCGCCCGUGAUCAUGAGUGCUCGUAGUUUUAUCGUCCGCACCGCUCACGCGUCGCUGCUCUCCGGCCCGGCCCCCGAGGGGGGCACCGCCCCAGCGCAGCCCCCCAACAAGGACCUCGACCUGGCGGUCAACAAGGCGCUCCAGGCCUUCGACUGGAACCAGGUGCCCAGGGUCACCAAGAACUCCUCAGAGAAGAAGAAGGCCCACGUGAAGAGACCGAUGAACGCCUUCAUGGUGUGGGCCCAGGCUGCCAGGAGACGGCUCUCCGACCAGUACCCCACGCUCCACAACGCCGAGCUCAGCAAGACUCUCGGCCAGCUUUGGAAAGAGAUGGCUGACAAGGACAAGAAACCUUUUGUGCUAGAGGCAGAGAGGCUUCGUGUGGUACACAAAAGGAUGCAUCCUGACUAUAAAUACCAACCAAGAAGGAGGAAGCCACCAGGAAAACAGCAACAACAGCGGCCUAUCCAGCAACAAACAGCAUGCAAGCCAUCAGUUUGCAAGCAGGCAAUCUGCAAGCCCCAGUAUGCUACCUACCCAACAGCCUUAGACUAUAGUGGGAGUGACAUAAAGAUGGAAGAUCAACUCAGUUCUAGUGGAGACUCAGAGUAUGGACCUCCAACUCCUCCUACGACACCCAACAAGCCUGGAUUAAGACUGCCAAUACAGCCGUACUAUCCAGGUUCUGUAAAUGGACAAGAUAUUCUUCUGGAUGAAUAUCCAGUCGAACCUGUUGACAACAAUGAGCUAGAUCAAUAUCUUCACUAUCAACAACAACCACCACAAUGGGAGGCUUCUGCUGAGGAUUACAGUCAGGCUGAUGGUCAAAGGAGCCAUGAUCCUCAGAAGUACUUUCCAGUUGCUACAUCUUCAACCUUCCAGGGCUACACACCUGGGCCAUACUACUCUCCUCAACCUCCCUAUUACCAGCAGAGGUCUGAGCAGUGGCCGACUUUUGUUUGACGUCUUGUUGUUUUAAUUUAAUUUUUAUUAAUACCAUAUAUUUUCUUAAUGUAUUUUUGUUAAAAUAGGAACAUAAUUAUUUGUUCGAAUCAUUUAGUUCUUUCUUUACCAGAAGAAAAUAUUGGCGUGUAUAUAUUUUUCUUACAGUUAGUAGCUCUCUAUUCAAGCAUAUUUAUAUAUUGUUUGUAAAUAC